Molecule: messenger RNA, 1630 nt
Organism: Prosopis cineraria
Lineage: Eukaryota; Viridiplantae; Streptophyta; Magnoliopsida; Fabales; Fabaceae
Product: EID1-like F-box protein 2
Exons: 4
Coding region: 232-978 (248 amino acids)
Molecular function (GO): protein binding
Source: RefSeq, a predicted model, not a curated record
UCUGCGAUGGAUUGAUGGAACCCCGAGCCUAGCCUACCAUCUCUCUCUCUCGCACUGUCCUCUUCUCCUUCUGCAUUCCCUGCCGGUGCUGUUCCGAGUGCAUUGUUUGCUGUUCUGGAUCGAAUUGCUCCUCUAGAUAGUUGAAAUUACAGAUGGGUGCUUAAUCGGGUUUUCUAGAGUUUGGAGGCUAUGCCGAAACUGGGUUCCGUAAGCUGAGUUGAGGUGACUAAAAUGAUUCUUACAAAGCAAUACCGUUGCGUACACUCCGCUAGCUGUCAAUGCACCAAGGGGCAUUUAAGUGAAGAUGUGAUAUUCUUGGUAUUCCAACAACUAAAUUGGAAUCCCAAGUUAAUUGCCGCUCUGUCAUGUGUAUGCAAGUGGUUUGAUGAUCUUGCUAAGCGAUUAUUAUGGAAGGAGUUUUGCCGAACCAGAGCACCAAAGAUGAUGCUUGAUCUACAAUCUAGUGGAAGCCACAGUGUUGAUGGAAACUGGAGGGCUCUAGGGAAGCUGCUAAUCUACUGUUCAGGAUGCAACAAAGGUGGUUUGUUCAAUAGCAUUCAUAUCCCUGGUCACUUUGUUUAUCGGACUCGAUUUUCUAGAACAUCAGGCAAGAGCUUUCUUUUGCCACAAUGCAGAACUGAUGUUUUAUAUGUAUCUGAUCCUUGUGAGCAUCUUGACCAAGGUGAAGAUGGGGAUAUAGGAUUCUUCCGCGGAAUUUUUAAGUCAUUCUCUACUUCAAAGGUCAGGAAGAUGCUUAUAAAAAAAGGUGCCAAGCUCCAUCCAACAGAAGUUUGCCCUUAUUGUAAGGCAAAGUUGUGGAGCAUGCUGCAGGCCAAGAUGAUUCCUCAAAGUGCUAGCUGCAGGUUGGGUGCCUAUGAAGAUUGCAUUGAGUAUUAUGUGUGUCUUAAUGGACACGUGCUUGGUAUCUGCACCCUCUUGCCAUUGUCUGAUUCGGAAGAGACGUCUGAGUUGGAGUAAUAUCUGCUUGAUUCUCAGAUUCGCUACCAGUCCUUCCAUGAAGUAUGGUUAAACAUCACGCUGGUAUGCUCCCAAGUAAAUUUCUGUUUCUGCAGCAGCUGAAACCUACCAUUAUGAUAUCAUCUAAAACUGAUACCACGCGCUGCUGCUUUUCUUAAGCAAUGCUGGUGUUUCACCUGAAGAAUUGUGGGUGUCACUAACAAUUUUUGCAUGAAUUAUGAAUUAAAGGUUAUCAGUUGUUACUGUGAACGAUGUAGUGUCUUGUAUAUCAAAUAUGCGGAUGCCUCUGUACCUGGGUGACAGAUUGGCUUGUGUAAUAGCUCAUAGUUGUUCGGUACCAGUCAUGUUGAUUUACAUGUUCUCAUUAUCUCAUAAGUCUUAAAUUGCACAAAUCUUGUUAUUUCUGGUAGUAUAUGAAUAGAAAGAGGAUUAGUCUAUGCAUACACACUCAUACAGGGAAGAGGAGGUAUGUAUAGACCAAGUUGUGUAGGAUCAAGGAGGAAUAGCGUAUAAUAGAGAUUUGAUGCCUGAUGUUAGAGCACUGUUUCUGUGAAGGAAUGAGGAAGGUCUUUCAGAGGAUUUGGCCUCAUGUAUUGCAGAAGUAAAUAGAGCGAGCUAAAAUAAAGUCUGCUUGCAUUUGAUUCCAUUGUGA